UUAGAGGAAAUCCUCCAUUCUCACCGGUCCCAGCAUCUGGAGAGAAAAUAAAGGAAAAAAAAAUGGUAGACGCAGCGAAUCCUAUCCGGUUCGGCAUCCUCGGGUGCGCCGAGAUCGCCCGCAAGCUUUGCCGGGCCAUCACCCUCGCCCCCAACGCCACCGUCGUCGCCGUCGGCAGCCGCUCCCUCGACAAGGCCCAGCGCUUCAUCGCCGACAACGGCCUCCCGCCCGCCACCCGCGCCUACGGCUCCUACGAGGCCGUGCUCGACGACCCGGCCGUCGAUGUCGUCUACCUGCCGCUCCCCACCAGCCUCCACGAGCGCUGGGCGGUGGCCGCGGCGGAGCGCGGGAAGCACGUGCUCCUCGAGAAGCCCACGGCGCUGUGCGCUGCGGAUCUGGACCGGAUCCUGGAGGCCUGCCGGUCCCGCGGGGUGCAGUUCAUGGACUCCACCAUGUGGAUGCACCAUCCCCGGACGGCCCGGAUGAAGGAGCUCUUGUCGGAUCCCAACCGCUUCGGCCAGCUGAAAACGAUUCACACCAUCUUCACCUUUUGUGGAGACCCUGAUUUCCUUCAGAAUGACAUCCGUGUGAAGCCUGAUCUUGAUGCCCUUGGGGCUCUUGGUGAUGUUGGGUGGUACUGCAUCCGCUCAGUCCUAUGGGCUGCCGACUACGAACUGCCCAAAACUGCAAUUGCGCACCAUGGCUCUGUGAAGAAUCGAGCUGGUGUAAUCUUGUCAUGUGGGGCUACUCUUGUAUGGGAUGAUGGCAAAGUCGCGACCUUCCACUGCUCUUUCCUCUCUCAUCUGACAAUGGAAGUCUCUGUUGUGGGAACAAGAGGAACCCUUCAUUUAAGUGACUUUGUGAUUCCUUUCGAGGAAACCACUGCUAAAUUCAGGUUUGCUACAGAUUCAGGCUUUAAGGAGCUCGUCACUGGAUGGCUACCACUGCCUAGUGAGCAUGUCAUCUCAACUGACCUUCCGCAGGAAGCCCUCAUGAUCCUGGAGUUCUCAAGGUUGGCAGGAAGCAUAAGAGAUUCUGGUUGCAAGCCAGAUGAAAAAUGGCCUACCAUCACCAGAAAGACACAACUGGUGCUUGAUGCAGUAAAAGAAUCGAUUGAGAAGGGGUUUGAACCUGUUAGCAUUACUGGUUAGUGGAUAUUCCCCUCAGUUAUGCCCUAUGAUCUCAUUGUGUUGACAAGUACUCCACGAUGUUUGAAAUGCUGAUAACUUUUGUUGUGGUCUUUGCUGAAUAAAUGAAAGAUCAUGCUGAUAAAGCUGUUUGCUU
Phoenix dactylifera (date palm) is the source of this 1284-nucleotide messenger RNA. RefSeq names its product putative oxidoreductase At4g09670. Lineage: Eukaryota; Viridiplantae; Streptophyta; Magnoliopsida; Arecales; Arecaceae. Gene Ontology annotation, molecular function: nucleotide binding. The record is from RefSeq and is a predicted model, not a curated record.